UCCUCACUCUAAAAACCUCGCCACAAACCCAUUGCGUCAGUCGACGAAGAAGCCUAUAAAAGAGCCUGGCUGUCUUGCUUGUUAAGAACAACAAAUAUAAUACAACCCAAACAGAUCGAAUAUAUAUAUAUACACACAAACACAUAUUCACACAUACACACAGUUGAGUGUGUGUAUCGACUGCUUUAUUCUCGAAAAAUAUUGAUAUAAUAAAGCAUCACCAGUGAGGUGAAUUUUGUGCAAACACUACUUUUUAUUCGGUUGCCCAAAGAUGGCGAAUUUAGCGACUAUAACCAUAACUGGUAUACUGGAAAAGAUGACGGGGAAGGAUAAAGAUUACCGAUAUAUGGCAACUUCUGAUUUGCUAAAUGAGUUGAGCAAAGAGGAAUUUAAACUUGAUGCUGAUCUUGAGAUAAAGUUGUCAAAUAUUGUCAUACAGCAGCUUGAUGACGCAGCUGGCGAUGUUUCUGGAUUAGCUGUUAAAUGUCUUGCCCCACUGGUGAAAAAAAUCCAUGAGCGACAAGUUCUGGAGAUGGCUAAUAAGCUUUGUGAUAAAUUGCUAAAUGGGAAGGACCUGCAUCGUGACAUCGCAAGCAUAGCUUUGAGGACAGUUGUUUCUGAAGUCCCCACUUCAUCUGUUGCACAAUCUGUUCUAGUUUCCAUCUCUCCGAAAAUGAUAAAAGGGAUAACUGGUCCAGGAAUGAACACAGAGAUAAAGUGUGAAUGUCUUGAUAUUUUGUGCGAUGUUCUUCAUAAAUUUGGGAAUUUAGUGGCAUCAGACCAUGAGCUGCUAUUAGGUGCACUGUUGCCCCAGUUAAGUUCCAAUCAAGCCACCAUCAGAAAGAAGACUGUUUCAUGUAUAGCAUCUCUGGCUUCAAGCUUAUCUGAUGAUUUGUUGGCAAAGGCAACAGUUCAAGUUGUUCGGCUUUUGAAAAAAAAGGGUACAAAAUCUGAAAUGACCCGUACAAAUAUUCAGAUGAUUGGGGCUUUAAGCCGUUCUGUUGGAUAUCGUUUUGGUCCCCAUCUUGGAGAUACUGUUCCAGUACUAAUUAGCUACUGCACGAGUGCAUCAGAGAACGACGAGGAGCUUCGUGAAUAUAGCUUCCAGGCACUGGAGGGCUUCUUACUUAGGUGCCCAAGGGAUAUUUCUUCAUACUGUGAUGAGAUCCUUCAUCUUACCCUGGAAUUUCUUUGUUAUGAUCCUAAUUUCACUGAUAACAUGGAGGAAGAUACAGAUAAUGAGAGUCAUGAGGAGGAAGAAGACGAUGAGAGUGCAAAUGAAUAUUCUGAUGAUGAGGAUGUCAGUUGGAAAGUUCGAAGAGCUGCUGCUAAAUGCUUAGCAGCAUUGGUUGUUUCUCGCCCUGAGUUGCUUUCAAAGCUAUAUGAGGAGGCCUGUCCAAAGUUGAUUGAUAGGUUUAAAGAAAGGGAAGAAAAUGUCAAGAUGGAUGUAUUCAAUACGUUCAUUGAGUUACUACGCCAAACAGGAAAUGUUACAAAAGGACAUAAUGACACAAAUGAAUCGAGCCCAAGAUGGUUAUUGAAGCAAGAAGUACCCAAGAUUGUUAAAUCUAUAAAUAGGCAGCUACAUGAGAAAUCUUUAAAGACAAAGGUUGGCGCCUUUCUUGUUCUGAAAGAACUUGUUGUUGUCUUGCCCGAUUGCCUUGCAGACCACAUUGGAUCCCUUAUUCCUGGAAUUGAAAAAGCAUUAUGUGACAAAUCUGCUACCUCAAAUUUGAAGAUAGAGGCUCUUAUAUUUACAAGAUUAGUGUUAUCUUCACAUUCACCUUCUGUAUUCCACCCUUAUAUUAAGGCUCUUUCUUCCCCUAUUUUAUCUGCUGUUGGUGAGCGUUAUUACAAAGUAACAGCCGAGGCAUUAAGAGUGUGUGGGGAAGUUGUUCGUGUUGUACGUCCAAAUAUUGAGGGUUACGGAUUUGAUUUCAAACCUUAUGUUCAUCCGAUAUAUAAUGCCAUCAUGACACGCUUGACAAACCAAGAUCAAGAUCAGGAGGUUAAAGAGUGUGCUAUUUCUUGCAUGGGACGUGUUGUUUCUACAUUUGGUGAUAAUCUCAAAGCGGAAUUACCUGCUUGCCUUCCUGUUCUUGUUGACCGGAUGGGAAAUGAGAUAACCCGACUUACAGCUGUGAAGGCUUUUGCUGUUAUUGCUGCUUCGCCGCUACACAUUGAUCUAUCAUGUGUUUUAGAGCAUGUUAUUACGGAGUUAACUACAUUCUUGCGGAAGGCUAAUCGGGCAUUGAGACAGGCAACAUUGGGGACACUGAAUUCUCUAGUUGUUGCUUAUGGUGAUAAAAUUGGUCUGGCUGCUUAUGAAGUUAUCAUUGUGGAACUUUCAGCUCUGAUAAGUGAUUCUGAUUUACAUAUGACGGCUCUAACUCUGGAGCUCUGCUAUACCUUGAUGGCCGACCGAAGGUCAAGCUUAAAUGUUGGUUCAACUGUUAGAAAUAAAGUUCUUCCUCAAGCGUUAACAUUAGUAAGAAGCUCGCUGCUUCAGGGGCAAGCCCUCUCGGCUCUACAAUACUUUUUUGCUGCCUUGGUUAAUUCAGAAAACAUGAGUUUUGAUGCUUUGCUAGAUUCUCUUCUUUCAACUGCAAAACCAUCUCCCCAGUCUGGUGGUGUUGCCAAACAGGCGUUGUUUUCCAUAUCUCAGUGUGUGGCAGUUCUAUGCCUUGCUGCGGGUGAUCAGAAAUGCUCAACUACCGUAAAAAUGCUUACAAACAUCCUGAAAGCUGACAGCAGUACUCAUUCGGCUAAACAACACCUUGCGCUGCUAUGUUUGGGAGAAAUUGGGAGGAGGAAGGAUCUAAGCUCGCAUGCACAUAUAGAAAAUAUUGUUAUCGAGUCCUUUCAAUCUCCUUUUGAGGAGAUCAAGUCUGCUGCAUCUUAUGCUCUUGGAAAUAUUGCUGUUGGGAAUCUGUCGAAGUAUUUACCAUUUAUUUUGGACCAGAUUGAUAAUCAGCAGAAGAAACAAUAUCUUCUGCUUCAUUCUUUGAAGGAGGUUAUCGUGAGGCAAUCUGUGGAUAAAGCUGAGUUUCAGGAUUCAAGUGUUGAGAAGAUACUUACUUUGCUAUUUAACCACUGUGAAAGUGAGGAAGAAGGCGUUCGCAAUGUUGUAGCUGAGUGUCUGGGUAAAAUUGCCCUUAUCGAACCUGCAAAACUUGUUCCUGCGCUUAGGGAACGCACAACCAGUCCAGCUGCACUCACUAGAGCCACUGUUGUCAUUGCUGUAAAAUAUUCUCUAGUUGAGCGGCCAGAGAAGCUAGACGAGAUAAUCUACCCCGAGAUCUCCUCUUUCCUGAUGUUAAUUAAGGAUCAUGACCGGCAUGUUAGGCGUGCAGCUGUCUUGGCUUUAAGUACUGCAGCCCACAAUAAGCCAAACCUAAUUAAGGGUCUUCUUCCAGAAUUGUUGCCACUUCUUUAUGAUCAGACAAUUAUUAAGCAAGAACUUAUAAGAACAGUUGAUCUUGGUCCUUUCAAGCACACAGUGGAUGAUGGCCUUGAGCUGAGGAAAGCUGCAUUUGAAUGCGUAGACACAUUGUUGGACAGCUGUCUUGAUCGAGUGAACCCUUCGUCUUUCAUUGUUCCUUACCUUAAAUCUGGUUUGGAUGAUCAUUAUGAUGUUAAAAUGCCCUGCCAUCUUAUUCUCUCAAAACUUGCGGAUAAAUGUCCUUCUGCUGUAUUGGCAGUUUUAGACUCGUUGGUGGAUCCUCUUCAGAAAACUGUCAAUUUUAGGCCAAAGCAAAAUGCUGUCAAGCAAGAAGUUGAUCGUAAUGAAGACAUGAUUCGGAGUUCUCUUCGAGCAAUUUCAUCCUUGAAUCGCAUAAGUGGAGGAGAUUGCAGUCUCAAGUUCAAGAACCUCAUGAGUGAAAUAGCGAAGACUCCAACUCUGUGGGAGAAGUAUUGUUCUGUUCGGAAUGAGUGAUGAAGAAGAAGAUGAUUCCGAGCUUGUUUCAACUUGUUGCUGCAAAGAGUGAAAGAGAGAACACUGUCCUUGAUUUCUUGGGACAAGUAUCUCAAAAAAAGGGUUAUACACCACAUGGAUGGGGAGUGACGCUUGAUAUGCUUGCUUGAAGGGAGCUUAUAUGGAAAGGUCAACAUCUCUUGUUUUCGUCACAGAAUAUUGGAUAUGGUCUUUCCUUGUAUAGGGUAGCAUCCUUUGCCUAAUAUUUUCUGGCUCGCGCUCUUUAUCUGUUUUGUACGUUAAUGGAAAUUGUCAACCCUAUACUGGCUAUCCUUCCCCAUCCUCCACCCAUCACGGGCCUGGAUAUAGAAUACCAAUUCUCAUUUUUGAAUGGAAACCAUUUAAAUUUAUAGAGUAAUUGUAAGGUUUGUCA
Molecule: messenger RNA, 4349 nt
Organism: Cornus florida
Lineage: Eukaryota; Viridiplantae; Streptophyta; Magnoliopsida; Cornales; Cornaceae
Product: cullin-associated NEDD8-dissociated protein 1
Exons: 29
Coding region: 272-3937 (1221 amino acids)
Biological process (GO): protein ubiquitination; SCF complex assembly
Cellular component (GO): nucleus
Source: RefSeq, a predicted model, not a curated record